CUGUAUGCAGCGGUAAAGGCACGCCAGAUAGCCGUAUAACAACUAUAGGGUUGAAGACGUUUCAAAUGAUGCCGACAAAUAUGCUGUCACAUCCAGUCUUAGAGCAUGUUGUGCGCAUGCCAGGAAGUGAAGGUUUGAAUGAAGGUAGAAUUGAUUGUGGUGUACAGAAUGAUGCCACAAGUUCAAAGGUAUUACAUGAAGGAAAUACCGCACGUGAUGAUACAAAUGUUGAUGAGCAGAGAUUAAGGAGUGUAAAAAGUGUUCGGAACUAUAAGAUUAAGCACGAUACACUCAAGUAUGAUUGUAAUAUUUACGAUGUAUCAGUUUUACCUACAGGAGAUAUUUUAUUAGUUGACCCGGACAACAGUGGGCUUAUAAAAAUGAACAAAAAGUAUAAUGUUAUCGGUACCUUAUCAAUACAUACUGACCGUUAUCUAAUCAAUGUGUGUCACAUUGGUAAUAAUAUUGCUGUAGUAUCAGGUUAUAACAAGCUGCACUUUGUUGAUGUAACAGGAGAUAUGUCAUUGAUCAGAUCAGUCAGCACAAGCCAUGUGCUUGGAUGUACUUCAUUAACCUGUCAUAGUGAAAAACUAUAUGUUGUAAGCUCUUUUUCCGUACAGGUUUAUUCAGCUGAUGGUGAAUAUAUAAAACAGCUGUACACACCAGAAGACAUAGAUUUCAUAAGUACUUAUACUGACAUCGCAGUGAGUAAUGACGGUAGUAUGAUAUAUAUCUUGAACAAAGGUAAUAAGCUGACUACUAUUGACAGGUCCGGUAACCAUUUAUUCACGUUAGAUAUACCUGAUAUUGAACAAUUUGGUAUUUACGGAAAUCGGAUAUGUGUAGAUGAUCAAGGAUUCAUAUUCGUAUUAGGUGAAAACAGCGUUAAUGUAGAUGAAGAUGAAGAGGACACGUCGACUAUACUACAGAUAAGUCCUGACGGCCAAAAGUGUUAUGGGACGUUAAUUGAAGUUGAAGAUACUAAUUAUUAUUCGAUACGGUUUGACAGUAAUAAAUGUGCAUUAGUCUUAUCAGAAAUGUCAAAAAAUAUUAAAGUUUUAAAGCUCCGUUAAUACUUCAUGCAAACUUGAAAAAAUAUAUGUAUCCAAAAUGAUUUUACAUGUUGAAGACUACAUUGUUUAUGGAAAAUUGUCAAACUUUCCCCUGGAUACAAUAUUUUAACACUUAUUAUCUUCUCACUUCUUUGCUUCACAAAAGUUCACUUGUACCUACCACUACUUACCAUAUACAUUUUCUUAUAUUUUGUACCAGUUCCUUUCUGUUUGUCCGCUAAUUAAUGACAACUUCACCACUUAAACAUAAAUAACAACAACAUAAUUGCAUUUGUUUAAGUGUGUUAAAACAUGUUUUACGCAGGAACACGUGACUCAUUAGAUACUUGAAUUUUUAUAUUUUAAGUACCUUAUCAGCAUAUACUUAUAUAAACAAAUAUGUAUGGCAAUCCAUUUUAAUAAUGUUGUUAUUGUUGUUUUCACAUUUUGACAAUAUGUGAAAGAAUAAGACUUUCUUACAAAACAAGAUUCUAGAGUGGCAUGUUGUAUUCAUACCACAGAAACUCGUAUACUAGCUAUGACAAUUAUGGAGCAAAAAUGUCAUAAAAUUAUUAGUCACUACACAUGAUUAACUAAGUUAUAACAUGCAUUAUUUUUCACACUACUUGUUUCUAAAUUAUAAAUAAACAUCUGGUGUCAUAAUCAUGUAAUGUCGUUAGCCAGGUUUUUUUCUCUGUGGCUUUGCGACGGCAGAAAAAACCUAAAAAAUAAUGACGAAGACACUUAUAUUUACAUCCUUGUCACAGUUUAAGAAAAUCUGAUGUAACGAUAUCCGGGAAAAUAGCAUAAAUGAUUGGAAAAAAAGUUUGACAAGUCAGCUCACAUAACAUUGCACUCGCGCAUAUCACUUAUUAUGUUUUCACUCGUAGCUAUGUCACUCAUGAACGCAUCCCUGUCGGAAAAUUGGGAAAAAAAUCAAUAAUUGUAAAACGUUACUCGUGAACAUAUUGCAAACUGUAUUUCUCUAAAAUAACUUGAACUCUUACGCAAAACGUUUGUUUUAUUUCACUUACACAUAUGUACCGUAACCUUUACCACCCUAAAAAUUUACGUGUUUUAUAUCUGCAAGUAUCACAUAUGUUUUUAUUGAGUGCAAGUAUCAUACAGGUAUUUAUUGAAUGCAUGUAUCAAACAUCUGAUACUGAGUGCAAGUAUCACACAAUCAUGUAUUUAUUGAGUGCAAGAAUCAAGCGUGUUUCAUUGAGAGCAUGUACUACACGUGUUAUUAUUGAGUGCAAGUAUCACACAUGUAUUUAUUCAAUGCAUGUAACACACAUAUUUUUAUUGAGUGCAAGUAUCACGCGUGUUUAAUUAAGAGCAUGCAUUACACUUGUUUUUAUUGAGUGCAAGUAUCACGCGUGUAUUUAUAGAAUGCAUGUUUCACACAUGUUUUUAUUGAGCGCAAGAAUCACGCGUGUUACAUUGAGAGCAAGGCCUACACGUGUUUUUAUUGAGUGCAAGUAUUACACAUGUAUGUAUUGAAUGCAUGUAUCACACAUGUUUUUAUUGAGUGCAAGAAUCAUGCGUGUUUCAUUGAGAGCAAAUAUUACACUUGUUUUUAUUGAGUGCAAGUAUCACGCGUGUAUUUAUUGAGUGCAAGUAUCACGCGUGUUUUUAUUGAGUGCAAGUAUCAAUAUGUAGUUAUUGAAUGCAUGUAUCACACAUAUUUUCAUUGAGUGCAAGAAUCACGCGUAUCUUAUUAAGAGCAUGUAUUUCACUUGUUUUUAUUGAGUGCAAGUAUCACGCGUGUAUUUAUUGAAUGCAUGUUUCACACGUGUUUUUAUUGAGUGCAAAAAUCACGCAUGUUUCAUUGAGAGCAAGGACUACACGUGUUUUUAUUGAGUGCAAGUUUUACACAUGUAUUUACUGAAUGCAUGUAUCACACAUUUUUUAUUGAAUGGCAUGAAUUGCACAUAAUUAUUUGUAAUGGAUGCAAGUACCAUGUAUGUAUCUAUCGAGUACAAGUAUCAUACCAUGCUUCUAUUAGACAUUUGCGACAUAACUCCGUGAACGAUUAUCGAGGAACAGUUACGCUAAUAUUGAGGGGUUAUCUCAACACAUAUUAUAAACACUUGAAAUAAGGCCAGGAUAUCUUAAUUACUGUGUUUCUUUCCUUACAUCUUAAUUUUCAUUUUAGUAAUUGCAAAACGAACUGAUGCCAAAAAAUAUGAUAAACAAGAUCAACAAGGAAAGGCGGCGUUCAAUGAACGCAAGUUCCCUAAAUAAAUUCGGAACUUUAAUCAUAAGCUCAGCCAAUGGUCGUUUGCGUUGACGGCUGUAUUGUCUAGUGCGUUGACGUGCAUCAAUAGUUUCGUCCUUUGAUGAUGUCAAAACGUUUGGGAUUUCUUGACUACGGCAAAGGUUGUGCAGUUCACCUGGAACUGGUCCGGGACUAGGCGGGAGCGAAGCUGCUGGUCAGCUGUCAAUGUUGGUCCUCAUUUAUACAUCUGAUAAUAUUAAUCGGAGCUUGACCUAGCAAUGACUGUUGCAUAUGAACCGCUUAAUUGUCCUUGGUUUCGAUGGCUGAUAUUUCCAUAGGGACUGCACCUAACAUUUUUUAUCGGCACUAAAUCUUUAACUCAAAAAGACGCCUUUCAAGAAGUUGUACGGCCUAAAGCUGGAAAUAAUUUGAAAAUAUUGAAAUGUGAAUGAGUUACUGCAUUGGAGUUUUUGAACCAUGUCCUGUUUUUGUUUGGGGUCCGCCUGGGCUCCUUUGCCACUGGUUCUUGUUGCUGGGUCGUGUGUGGGGUUGCCCCAUUGAACGCCGACUUUCCUUGUUGAUCUUGUUUAUCAUAUUUUAACGUGAUAUUUAUACAUCUAAGCAGCAGGUGUCAAGUGCCGUAUAGCAGUCGUAAAGAGGUGCCCCGUCCUUCGCUUCAGUGUUGCUAUAUUUUCGGGUCAUUUAGGAUAAUUGAGUUCAGCACUUUUAAGGGUUGAGAGUUGCGUCCCGCUUAAGCCGGUGCUAGGGGCCGUAAGGGUUGUUGCACAUUUUUUAAUCCAUCAUACAACCCAAUCAAACCGAGUCUGCAUAUUCACGAUUUUAAUGCUUCCGAGGGAUCACUUUUUCCAGAUAUUUUAACACUUUUUUCAGUCAUAUACUGAUAGUCCGUCUAUUGUAGGAUCUGAAGAGGUUCUCUUACCAGUGCACGAUCUAAUUUCCCUCAUGAAACAGAGGUGGGCUAUCGUUUGCCUUCAAUUUAUUAAACAUUAUUCACUGCUGUUUUAAUGUUGAGCACCAAGCCAGGAGUUGUCAGGCCCAUUUUCAUGUAUUUGGUAUCACGUGGCUUGAACAAAUAACCUUCGCCAGUCGAAGAAGACUGUCUACUAAAAGCCUUAUGGAGAAUAGAAAUUAUAUAUGGAAUAUUAAAAAUACAUCAGCAUAAUGCGUCAGUUUAAUAGACAAUGAUUAAUUUUAUCGCAAUUCACCCAGGGUUUGAAAGCUAUUUUAUAAAAACGAUGUCAAAAUAUAUUAAGAAUUUGGUGCAGAUUUAGGGUAUGUAAAUACUUAUGUAGUUUUAUCGUUUCUCUUAAUCAUGCUUACUUAAUAUCUGGUUCAUUUAUUUCGGUAGGAUUUUUCUUCGCUUAUAAUCCCACGACGAUUCUCACGUAAGUGGCAGAAAUGUUUUUCAAAUGCACACAUAGAUACAAGUUCUUCGAGUUACGUUAAGAGACACCCGAAACACCUCACAUAAUUAUUUAAAUAAAACAUCACAAAAGGCACUGAACGAACAUUAUUUGAAAAGGUAUAAGUGUAUCGUCAGUGAAGACGGGAUCCGGGCUUUAAUUCCAUGUUGUUUUUUUUGGAAACGAUGUAUAUUUUGUACUCUUUCAACAAAUGCGAGUACAUAUGGCGGUCAGGGCUAUAAUAAUUUGAUGGGACAUCUCACCUAAGGUAGAGCCACAGGAAUAAUAUUAUUCAGGAUAAAGACAAUAUCACGUAAUGCAAACACCAAUUAUCUUUGACAAUUCUGGUGUAAUCCGUUACUUAGAAAAAAUGUUUAUUAUAAAAGGUAAGAUUAAUUUGAGAUUAUCCCUCUAUAUCACUUGCCCUCGAUCCCCAGUCCCCGUUCCUCACUAUAAGCCGCAAAUGUCUAUUGAGAGCAAGUUUCAGCCAUCAUUUUUAUCGAGUGCAUGCAGUGAAAAGUGAAUAUGUAAAUAUAUACUCUUGCUCUGAUAAUACAUGUUAUACAUGUAAUACAUUAUAAUUCAUCGUUGUUAAAAUAAAACCUUAAAUAAUCCGAUUCUAUUUUAAUAUACUCUUGGUCAUACUUAUAACAAAAUUUUCUGUCUCAUGCACGUAAAAUAAAUUUGCUACUAUCUAAUUAUUACAUCGAUUGCAUCCUAAGGCAUUGGCCAUUAACGAAUUUGUUUUUUUUUCCGAAAUGACUGUUUGGUUUCUUAAAAUUCUUAAAUAAUAUGAGAGGCAAUGACUUAUAACAACUUCAAUUUUGUGCCGUUGGUAAUAUCCAUCAACCAUUUCGUGUAUUUUUCAUUUACG
Ruditapes philippinarum (Manila clam) is the source of this 5571-nucleotide messenger RNA. RefSeq lists its product as uncharacterized. The transcript is spliced from 3 exons. Lineage: Eukaryota; Metazoa; Mollusca; Bivalvia; Venerida; Veneridae. Bases 66 to 1073 code for a protein of 335 amino acids. The record is from RefSeq and is a predicted model, not a curated record.